AUGACUGGUCCCGGGGGAAACACUGCUACUGCGAGCACUGGACGGCAACUAUUAGCCGGGUACUGGGGUCAGAAUAUCGCCGCGGCCCGCCCGGGCAAUGAUAAGGAGAAGCCACUGAAAGAAGUUUGUCAGACCAGCAAGUAUGACAUCUUGAAUGUUGCAUUCCUCAACACGUUCUUCGACUCCAGAAAUCAAGAUCGUUUGCCUGCCUUAAACUUUGCGGAUCACUGUACUCAGAGUAUCUCCAAAACAAACCCUUACCUUCUCCGUUGCCGCGAAAUUGAAGAAGGAAUAAAAGAAUGUCAACGUCUUGGAAAGAAAGUGCUAAUUUCUAUCGGAGGAAUAGGUGCGGAUGGAACUCUUGCCUCUCCGGCAGAAGCAAGGAAGUUUGCCCAGACCUUAUACAACUUGUUUCUUGGCGGAGAUCGAAGAGCAAAGGAGCUUAGCCUCAGACCGUUUGGAUCUGUAACCCAGUCAGAGUCAAAGCUGACUCUGUUAUCAAAAGGAGUCCAUGGGCUUAUAGCUGUCCCUACUCUGAAUCCUGUUUCUCUUAAUCACCAACGGACGUACAAGCUAAUUCAUACCCCCAUCGUGGAAGUUAUCCCUUCUGUUGUUUAUGAAUUAACAGCUGCUACUUCAAGCACUGGACGGCAACUAUUAGCUGGGUACUGGGGUCAGAAUAUCGCCGCGGUACGCCCGGGUAAUGAUAACGAGAAGCCACUGAAAGAAGUGUGUCAGACCAGCAAGUAUGAUAUCUUGAAUAUUGCAUUCCUCAGCGCGUUCUUCGACUCCGGAAAUCAAGAUUCUUUGCCUGCCUUAAACUUUGCGGAUCACUGUACUCGGAGUAUCUCCAAAACAAACCCUUCUCUUCUCCGUUGCCCCGAAAUUGAAGAAGGAAUAAGAGAAUGUCAACGACUUGGAAAGAAAGUGCUGAUUUCUAUCGCAGGAGUAGGUGCAGCUGGAACUCUUUUCUCUGUGGUUAAUGCAAGGCAGUUUGCCCAGAACUUAUACGACUUGUUUCUUGGCGGUGAUCGAAGAACAAAGGAGCUCAGCCUCAGACCGUUUGGAUCGGCAGUAAUGGACGGUGUGGAUCUCAGUAUCGAAGGGGGAGGGCCUGAAUUCUAUCCUGAUUUCAUACGGGAACUACGCAGGCUCAUGGAUUCCGAGACAGGCGUAGCUAAGAGAAGCUAUCUGAUAACAGCCGCACCUCAAUGUCCGUAUCCUGACCAUAUUUUGGGACCAGAACGAAAAGGAACUGCCUUGAAGGAGGCAAGCGAGUAUGUUGACUACCUCUUCGUUAAAUUCUACGACGAUUAUUGUCACACUGGUAAUCAAACGUCAUUCCUUACAACAUUGGACAAAUGGCUGUAUUUUGCGCAAUCAAAUAAUGGGCCUCUGGUCUUUGUUGGGUUGCCAGCUCAUGCUUCAGCCUCUAUUGACGCCAUUCAAUAUAGGUCACCCAAAGAAUUACAAGUCAUUUAUGAGGUUUGUUAGCUUCAUGUCAUCUUUUAUUUAUGUUUAUUGAGGAUCUUCACUGGCUAAGGAAAGUAUUAUCGUGUUUUGAUCCGGGGGUGGGGG
This is a messenger RNA of Orbicella faveolata, 1578 nucleotides long. RefSeq lists its product as uncharacterized. Gene Ontology annotation, biological process: carbohydrate metabolic process. Gene Ontology annotation, molecular function: chitin binding; chitinase activity. Gene Ontology annotation, cellular component: extracellular region. NCBI's taxonomy places the organism in Eukaryota, Metazoa, Cnidaria, Anthozoa, Scleractinia, Merulinidae. The record is from RefSeq and is a predicted model, not a curated record.